Paramuricea clavata is the source of this 863-nucleotide messenger RNA. NCBI's taxonomy places the organism in Eukaryota, Metazoa, Cnidaria, Anthozoa, Malacalcyonacea, Plexauridae. The record is from the annotation of a GenBank genome assembly.
AUGGAGGAAUAUUCUGAUAUAUUCGCCAAAAAUAAUAUCGAUGGCAAUGAAUUGUUGACUAUGGAUAGCGCAAGGAUAAAGGUGGGUAAUGCAGGGCAGGAAAAAAGAAUUUUCUUCCUGGGAGCACACAACCUGGAGACAAAAAUUUCCUUCAGACUAACGGAAUAUUUUUGUGCUAAAUUUCCAUGUGCAUAAACAUAUAGUGUUCUAGCUGACCAUGGUUUUAAAUUCAAGGAAUAAUGUCUGUCAACCAUAUGUUGUUGCGCCCAUAGUGGGACAUGGGUGUUAAGGUUUCCUUCAAAUUUUCAAUAACAAAUCUUCAUUCAAACAAAUUUCCUACAGCUGUUUAACAUUUCCUGUUAGCAGUGCUCGCCUAUUUUUUAUGGCCUAAUGUACGCGUAUUUAGAUCGCAUGUAAGAAAAGUGUUUUUGAAAACAACAUGAUUUCUCCAGGUAAAACGGUGUCCUGGAUUUCGUGGCAUUUACGUCUAGGGAGAACAUUUCGUCUAGGAAGAAAAGAACAGUUGAGAACUGAUGUACAGUAUAUAAAUAAAGUUAGCUUAGUGUAAGGUUUCAUAUCGUAGUAGAACUAUUUAAGAACUGAUAUAGAGGUAUCAAGUAUGAAUAAAGUUCGAAUAUAAGCAUUUCAAUGUAAAUGUGAGCAAUUUCUUAGAAUAAUUCACCUCAUUCCAGGCUAUUGGUGUCCAACCGAAGCAUCAAAAAGUAUUGAAAAAGAAAUUAAAAGAACUCAGAAGUGAAAUGGAGAAGCAAGAAAAACAGAGACUAAAGAAUAGAAAGGGAUCAAAGAAAGGAAAGAAAGUUCCAUUUUGGAAAGGGAAGUAUGAUGUCUCUGCUCAGCAGUGA